GUUCAGAAGUUCAAGUGUAGCGUAGCCGAGAGUGCUACAACAUUUUUCGCUCCGCUUCGGUAAUAAAGUAGUAAAACCAUUCAUCCACAAAAUCCCCAACUAACAGCUCAGAAAACCAGAAAAUAACCCUUCGGAUAGUUUCUUCGGUGCUUGUGGUAUAAAGAAAACAGGAAAGCUGGAGAAAUUAGAGCAGUUUGCGAAACUUUCGAAAAUGGACCGAAAGGCGGAAUUGGAGCGGAAGAAGGCCAAACUGCAGGCCCUCCGCGAGGAGAAGGACCGACGCCGCAAGGAGAAGGAGAUGAAGGACCUGGAGGAGGCGGCAGGGAAACUCGGACAUCCUGAAAGUAACACCAGAAAAGACCUUGAUGAGAUGCUCUCUUCGUUAGGCGUGGCACCAGUCUCGGAAGUGCUUUCAUCGCUCUCAUCGGUAAACUCGGCCACAUCUGAUCAGUCGGCCAACCAUACGCCAGAUGCCAGUUUGCAGCCCAGCGUAAAUGGACAAACUACCCGUAAGAAGCCGAUCAACCUGAGCCUGGUGUCGGUUCAAGCAACAAACAUUCCCCCUAAAGAAACCGUAGUGUACUCGAAACAAACCCAAACCACCAGCACGGGAGGUCACGAACGCGAUGUUUUUUCUUGCCAUUCCUCACCUCUGUCAGGAUAUAUGGAGGAUUGGUGGAGACCCCGUAAAGCUCAUGCCACGGAUUAUUACGAUGAAUACAAUCUAAACCCCGGUUUAGAGUGGGAGGAUGAGUUUACAGGUGACGACGAGGAGAACUCCCUGACUCAUAUCGAUCAUGGCUUCCAUUCGAAACUACCGCCGGGCAUUUUACCCCAUGGGCUGCCAACGGUCAAGGAAGUGGCCCCGGCAAUCACACCGCAAGAACAGAAAAAGGAAGAAGUUAAGGAAGUCAAAGAGCUGUCCGCGGAGCAAAAACAGAUGAUCAUACUAUCAGAAGACUUCCAGCGGUUCAUCCUAAGGACUGGUAAAAUUAUGGAACGCGCUCUAUCCGAACAAGUGGAUAUUUACAUGGAUUAUAUUGGAGGAGGCGAUACUGAUGAUAUAAACGAUGAACGUUCCCUUGCACGAUUAUCUUUGAAUCGUACAUUUUACUGUGAUCGGUGGUCGAAAAAUCGAUGCGUCACUUCGUUUGAUUGGUCAACGCACCACCCGGAGCUAAUGGUAGCUUCCUAUCACAAUAACGAAGAAUCGCCCAACGAACCGGACGGAGUGGUCAUCGUAUGGAACACAAAGUUCAAGAAGCACACCCCGGAGGAUGUGUUCCACUGUCAGAGCGCCGUCAUGUCGACCUGCUUUGCCAAGUUUCACCCGAAUUUGAUUUUGGGUGGAACUUACUCCGGUCAGAUCGUACUGUGGGACAAUCGAGUACAGAAGCGAACACCCAUCCAGAGGACCCCUCUGAGCACUAAUGCACACACGCAACCGGUGUACUGUCUUUCCAUGGUGGGUACACAAAAUGCCCACAACGUGAUUUCCAUCAGUUCGGACGGCAAGCUGUGCUCGUGGAGUUUGGAUAUGCUUUCGCAACCGCAGGACGUCCUAGAACUACAACAGCGACAAUCGAAGGCGAUUUCUGUCACUUGCAUGGCCUUCCCGCACAAUGAAGUCAACAAUUUCGUUCUCGGUAGCGAAGACGGAUACGUUUACUCAGCCUGCCGUCACGGUAAUCGUUCCGGAAUCGGGGAAACGUACGAAAAGCAUUUGGGACCUGUCACUGGUAUUUCGGCACAUCAUAACCAAUCGUCGCCUGACUUUGGGCACUUGUUCCUGACAUCCUCCAUCGAUUGGACCAUCAAACUGUGGAGUCUAAAAGAUAACAAGCCGUUGUACUCAUUUGAAGAUAAUUCCGAUUAUGUGAUGGAUGUCGCUUGGUCCCCUAUUCAUCCGGCUCUCUUCGCUGGAGUUGAUGGCAGUGGUCGACUAGAUUUGUGGAAUCUCAAUCAAGAUACAGAAGUUCCAACGGCAUCGGUUGUGGUGGAAGGCCAACCUGCCUUGAAUAGAGUUUCCUGGACACCUUCGGGAUUGCAUGUGACCGUUGGUGACGAAGCAGGUCGCGUUUAUGUCUACGAUGUGGCAGAUAACUUGGCCAGCCCUCGGAUGGACGAAUGGAAUAAGCUUAAUUCUGUAUUGUACGAGUUGAAAAUGAAUCAGAACGAUGAGUUUGAUGACAUUGACAAGAAGUCACCAAUCCCUCAGACACCUUCCCUAACAUCACUAACAGCAUCACCGCUUAUAUGAAAUUCAAUUAGGCCCUAUUGAGGAUUCGAUAGGGACUUUAAACCAAGCUAAGAAAUAGUUCAUGUCAGUAUAAUGGACGGACGAGAUGUGAAUAUUCAUUACGAAAUACAAGUGCUGGUAACAAUUGUAAUUUGAAGAAGUUAAGUCUGACAUCCGUGCUUUUUUAGAGGGACUCAACACUGAAAGAUAUUUGAUGAAGGCUCAACACUACAGAACUGGAAAAUAACUGUAAACAUUUCAUCCAUAUAUAGGCAGCAUAACCGCUUAAUAAUUGCAAACUUACCUACAUCAUAUAAAAACCAUCAAUAAAGGCAACUGAUAUGAUAACUCAGUCUAACUAAUAUUAUGUGCAAAAAACAACCGUAAUAUUUAUUAUCAAAUGUUGGCUUUACGAUGUAAUAAAAUUUAUCUAUCAGAAAAGGA
Aedes aegypti (yellow fever mosquito) is the source of this 2683-nucleotide messenger RNA. It is a transcript of the gene sw, whose product is annotated as cytoplasmic dynein 1 intermediate chain. Gene Ontology annotation, cellular component: cytoplasmic dynein complex. The record is from RefSeq and is a predicted model, not a curated record. NCBI's taxonomy places the organism in Eukaryota, Metazoa, Arthropoda, Insecta, Diptera, Culicidae. The coding region runs from base 212 to 2260 and encodes 682 amino acids. Gene Ontology annotation, biological process: transport along microtubule. Gene Ontology annotation, molecular function: dynein heavy chain binding; dynein light chain binding. The transcript has 11 exons.